This is a messenger RNA of Ostrea edulis (European flat oyster), 5005 nucleotides long. RefSeq names its product zinc finger protein Xfin-like. Gene Ontology annotation, biological process: regulation of transcription by RNA polymerase II. Gene Ontology annotation, cellular component: nucleus. NCBI's taxonomy places the organism in Eukaryota, Metazoa, Mollusca, Bivalvia, Ostreida, Ostreidae. Bases 488 to 3073 code for a protein of 861 amino acids. The record is from RefSeq and is a predicted model, not a curated record. Gene Ontology annotation, molecular function: DNA-binding transcription factor activity, RNA polymerase II-specific; RNA polymerase II transcription regulatory region sequence-specific DNA binding. The transcript is spliced from 2 exons.
AAUGUUGUGGUCUGCAAUGUUUUGUUAGUACAUUCGAAUAAAUUUCAAAUCUGUUUUGAAAUCCUUAUCUUUUGGAAAUCUGACUGGGGGGAAAUGAAAUGACCCGAAAAAAUUUGUAAUGACACAAAUUUUCACCACCAGAAAAUAAAUAAGGAAAUGAGGGGGGGUCAUGUUGUGCAUCCUUUUGCUACUUUUGACGGUAAUUAAAACUGAUUGAGGAUGGAGACGCAAGAUUUAAUGGAACCCAACACUGCCAACACUUCAACUUAAGGAAGUAUGUUUUUGGAAAUCACACAUGUGUACAUGGGAAGCCAUCGCUUUAGUUAUGCUGAUAGGGGAGGACUGGAUAUGGCACUUUGUGACAGGAAAUUUUUAAUCAGCUCCUGUACUUGACAAAAGCACCGAAACCCAGUCGUAUUUUUUUUCUUCUCCAAAUGAGGUUCUUGUUCAAUUGCAUUGCUUCCUUUAGAAUGAAAAAAAGAUUUUAAUGAUUGAGUCAGAACUUCUUGGAGUUGAGUGGGAGUCCGGAGCUAUAAGAUUGAACUUUUCCCCAGAAGAUGUUACAAUGCCGUCUGCUGAACAGUCCCUUGUAGAACGUCUGCUAAAGCAGUCUAUCUUGACCGUCUGCAAAGAAGCAGUCAGCUACAGCCAGCACCUGGAGAUUGAUGGAAUUAUUUGCAUCUCCCCGGAAAAUCAGGACAAACAGAUUGUCGUCAAGGUCCAUGAACUUUUCAAAAAGACUUUUGAUGGACGGGAGAAAAAUAAAGUUGUCGAAGAACAAGAUGGAGAACAUGAUAUUCAAAAGUAUGAGGCACAGUUUGGUACAAAAUCCUUAGAUGGAGAUGAAAUAAAAAAGGAACAUGUGGAAGGUUUGGAUGUUCUCGAUGAGGAUUCAAGCAAAGCUCGUAGUAGAUUCAAUGAUGUGAAUAGUGCUUAUGAUGAGAAUGAAGACUCGGAUAGUUUCCACAGUGAUGACACCAGCAUGGAGACUGAGGGUGUUGGAGCAGAAAAUGAUGAGGAAUCUGCAAUGUCAACGUCAGUUAUAAAGAAACCGAUGAUGAGUCGAAUCAUAGCACCCAAACUCUCCAGUCAGAAAGUGAAACAAUCUCGUCAGAAACAAGUAGCCAAUUCCAAAAAAGGCGUCUCAGGGAAGAGUGAAGAAGAUGUCCCAGGAUACAUUUACAACAGCGAAGCUCCGAAACCGGACAUAAAGCCGGUAAAAGAUGUAGAAUGCAAGCGUUGUUUUGAGGUCCUCCCAGACGGGCCAUCAUUUGAGAAUCACAAUCUGAAUCAGCAUAAUGUUUACACUUGUUUGGUGUGCUACAAUACAUUUACGUGUCGAAAUAAUAUGAAGAGGCAUAUGCGGCUUCACACUGGGUACAAACCUUACCAGUGUACACUGUGCUCCGAGAGCUUCACCAGAAAAGACGACAUCAAGAGACACCUCAUCAAGCAUAACUACAACAAGCCUUUCCGAUGCAAUCUCUGUAAUAAAGGCUACAUGGAUCGUAAAACAAUAAAAAACCACAUGAAGAAGGAACACGCGACGAAACUAUUGCAUUGCUGUCCCACGUGUGGCGAAAGCUUCAAUGAUGUCAUCAAAUUUCAGAAGCAUAAGAAGAGUCACCCGGAACUCAUGAUUUAUCAAUGCUCGAUUUGUAACUUUUCAGGAUCAAAUCCACUCAUGUACAACAAACAUAUGCUGGUGCACGGUCAGGAAAAGAUCUUCAACUGUGUACCUUGCGGGUCAGAGUUCACAGACCCCUUCAAGUACACCAGUCACAUGAAAAAACAUCGUACGGAUGAAAACUUUGAUUCCUUCCAGUGUUGUUUUUGUUCUCAUGUGCUUCCAACCUAUGACCAACUCAUCAAACAUGAGCACACUCACGUGCAAAGCAAGAGACACACCUGUACUGUGUGCAUGAAACAAUUCCGAUAUCCCUCCAAUUUACGUGAGCACAUGCUGAUCCACUCGGACAUGAGUCGUAAGAUCAGAGUCCACAUCAAGAAAGAGAUCAUUCCUUCAUCGAUGAACAACACCGCUAGUGGACCGGAGGAAGGGACUGCUUCUGAGGCCCAAAAUGGAGCAGUCAAAAUAAAAACGGAGCCAGAUUUAAAUGAGAAUGAGAAGGAACAGAUCUCAAGCCAGUACUGGUGCACCGAGUGUCAGAUGGGCUUCGAGUCGGAGAAUGACCUCACUGACCACAUUUCAGUUGCACAUGAUGAGUCCAUCUGCAAAAUGGAGAACGAUGGGGUCUGUGACUCAACUGGAGAGGAGGUUAAUAAGUAUGAAGAUUCUCUGAAUGAAUUGGAGGAGAUGGAAGAUUCCAGCAGUGACUAUGAAGAAAACUUCAAGGUGCCAAUGAAAGUUCGAAAUACAACUUUAAACAAGGACAGUGAUGUUGCAUAUAGUCUGCUGCCCACUCAUUUAAAAAAUCACCUGACAGAGACUACAAACAAUAGAGAGUGUUCCGAGGAUGAAGAAGUAGAGUCGGAGUGCUCCAGUCAGUCAGAGCAAGCCAGUGUCGAUAAUUCUAAGAGCGUUUCUCCGAGUUUCUCAGACACCGCCAGUCCAGCCUGUAACAUGCCCGUGUUUCCUCAGAACGAACAAGACAAACACAUCGUUGUGUCAACAUCUCAGUCAUCCAGUCCCGCAUCAGUCACAUCCAACUUUAGCACUGUGACUCGUUCUCCGGGAUUCGAACGUGUCAUCACACCUGAAAUCCUGUUCAGGAUGAAGGAACCCUUCAAGUGUGACAUUUGUCGUGGAACAUUCGAGGACUUUGAAUCAUUUGACAAACAUUGCAAUUCCAUCCAUAGAAGGUAUAUUUGCGAUUUCUGUGGAAAGCAAUUCACAUCGAAGCCAAAUCGAGACCGUCAUGUUCGCUAUCACACAGGCGAAAAGCCAUACAAGUGUGAACUUUGUGGGCAGUCGUUUUUCCGUGGCGAUGACUUGAAAUAUCACAGAACAACUCGCCAUUCAGAUUUUUUCACGUUUAACUGCAGCAAAUGUAGAAUGACAUUUGCUUGGGCGAAAGAUUUAGAAAAACACUUGCUGAAGUGUCAUCGCUGACAUUAGAUUGUGUUACUCUGUUGCAAAAAUUUUGAUAUUCAUGAUGAUGGAUUUUUAAACAAAAUUCAAUCUGUGGAAGAACAACCAAAAGUAUCGGAAAUAUGCAUUUUAAUAUCUCUUAUCAUGUUUAUCUUCCAUGGUUUUUUUUUCAUUUUCUUUUUCCAGUUUGUUUUUUUACCCAUUUUUUUUUUUGCAGUUUCUUUUUCUUUUCUUUUUUUCAUUUUUCCCCAGAUUGUUUUUUCCCCAGUUUUUUUUCCUUCAGUUUGGUUUUUCUCUUAAGUUUGGAUUUCAUUCAGUUGUUUUUCUCCUGUUUGUUUAUUUUAAUGUUUUUUUCCAGUUUCAAUUUCCCCCCAUUUUUCUGCUGUCAUUCUUUUCGGUAUUUUUUUGUUUUCUCCCUGUUUUUUUUUUCCAGUUAUUUUUUUUCCACUUUGUUCAACCCCGCCCCCAGUUUCUCCCAUUUUUUUCCGUUUGUUUUUGUGGUCAAAUAGAUUACAAUAUAUCAAAUUGUAAAUUUAUGCAUGAACAUGGAUAUAGGAAUGAGAAUAGAGUUCACUCUAAACGGCCUAGAAUUUGUUCCUAGCUCUUUUCACAUACUCCAAACAAAUCUGGUAUUGUUCCAUUGUUGUAUUGAUGAUUUUUAUUUCAAAUUAUUGUGUAAAAGCUAUGGUUAUUUCAUUUUCAAUGCAGUUUUAGUUUUACAGAUUCCUUCAGGAAAAAAUAGCAAUAUUAUUAUUAAAAUGAAAUGUUAGUGAUAAGGAGCACAAUAGAUUUGAUAGUGGAUACCUCUGAAAUAUUCUUCAAUAUUUAUAGUUGUAAAGAUAUUUAUGGUUACAGUUUAAGUUUAAAGUUGCAUUAUAUUUGUGUCAGACUAAAACUAGUUCCUGAUGUAACCAGGUAAAUUCAUUGAGAGAAGCAGGUUAUUCCUGAAACCAAUGAGUCAUAUUUGAAUGCUAUAUAAAAAUAUCUGUGAUUGAAUCUUCAAGGUUGUUAUAAGGCGCUCUUUUGUAUUUCUCAGUACACUGUGUCCUAAAAAACUGCAUGCUCUGCAAAUCCUUAAGAUUUUGGAAGGAAGUAGAAUCAUGGAGAAAAUAAUUUGAUAGUGACCUAGGUGGAUUCCACUGGGAAAAUUCCCUGUCAUUUAAUGGUUUCAAGAUCCUUGUACUCGACAAGAUUUAUUACGGAGACGAUUUAUUACGGAGUCGCACUAUAAUAGCCUGCACUUCUGCAUGGGAUUUAAAUUUCUUUUUAUUUUUCUCACUCAACCAACAAAACAUUGACAUUCGGAUUUUCCAGCCCAGGACAAGAUAAAAUUAAUCAGCUACACGGUAUAUAGGACACUGCCUGGUCUCAUUAUUGUGCAGGAACAUGCCUCUGUACAAUGUGAAGAAAAUAUGAAUGUGAAAAUGGUUAUGCUAAGAGUUUGUUUUGAUUAAAGACACUUGACACAAAACUAAAAAUGGAUGCAUGGCUGAUGUGUAUAUUUUUGGCUUAGUUUGGUUCUAAUACUAAGUAUGAAUAUAAACUUCCUAAGACAAAAUAAGGGAUAAAUUUGUAAAUAUUCUAUAAUGUGCAAAAGUUGAAAUAUAUUGCCCUACCUUAUAUAACUCUAUAUACAAAUAUUUGACACUGUUUUGGACUUAUUGAGAGAUUAUUGGGAAUAGAUUACAUUCCAUAUUGUAUUCAUUUUGCUUAUAAAAAUGUUCAUUUUUGGAAAAAGGUUUGUUUGUAGUAAGUGUCUUUGAAGCAGUGUGUCAACCCCUUACUGACUAGUUGUAUAAGCAGACUUUUGCAUUGAUUUCCUUAUAUAUGUAUAAUUUCUAUUCCAACAGGAUGUUGUUGACUAUUAACAAACUCCCUGUACAGUGCCUUAUAAACAGAUAUAUAUGUACAUUGUUACACCUAUUUCAUGUCCAAUAAAGUUUUGAAAUCAGA